AAAUCAAUAAUCAAAUCAGGCCUGGCGUUUCACAUUAUCCCUUAACCUUCUGGCAUUUAACGAGGAAACGGAUAAUGACAUCCAAUAACCUCUGAGUCCGAUUAUUUUGCCUCCUCUCUGUGUAACAACUGUCCCUGAAUGCAUCACGGUUUAUCUGUGAGCCCCAAGAACGUGAGGGUCUGCGUCAUGACGUCAAUUGUGCGACGAAACAUGGCAACCUCUGACCUGCCUUAUAUAAAGCCAAAACAAGGCAAAAGACCCCUGGACAGAAUGACGAGCAAGGGGGCCCUGUGGUCCAGAGACGAGGUGGAGUUUCUGUUGGAGAUCUGGGCCGACGACGCCAUUCAGGACGAGCUGGAGAAAACUCACAAAAACUCCAAGAUUUACUCCAAAAUCCGCGACGUGCUGAAUUCUCGCGGAUUCAACAGAACCACCGAGCAGUGUCGCGACAAAAUCAAGAAGAUGCGCUGUCAGUAUCUGAAAAUCCGAGACGCCAUCAGGAGAUCGCGGAGCUCGCUGGACGAGAAGGAUAAGAUGUUCUGGUUCGACGCGGUGGAUAAGAUACUGAGUCAGAAACCCUGCAGCGAGGCGGUCCUGUUCGAGGAGUCCAGAACACACCAGGAGUCCAGAACACACCCGGUUCUGGCGCCUGUCACGGCCAGCACGACGAGCGCCACAUCCUCCGCGUCGGACGCGUCACUCCCCGUGGACCCGCCCAGUCAGGCGCCGUUUGACGACUGCACGGACGUGAAGCCCCCCCCAACUUUGGGCAGGAAGAAGAAGCGAAAGGCGAGGAUGGACGCCAGCGACGUGAUGGGCGUGUUCAUAGAACGGCAGCAGCGGCAGCACGAGGAGUUCAUGCGGAUGGAGGAGCUGCGCCACGAGCAGGAGGUCCAGAUGCUGAACGACUGGAUGAAGGCCAGCAUGGAGGCGGAGGAGCGCCGCCUGGAGCUGCAGAGGCAGACCAAUCACAUGUUUGAGAGGAUGAUGAACAGACUGCUGGACUCCAUGGUGCCCCCUCCCAGCCAAAGAAUGGCUCGAGCUCAACAAACGUCCCCCAUGUAACCCCCCCCCCAUGACCGCUUUCUGUUAUUGGUGGAACAUCAGACUAACCGACCCGUCCCACUAGUCUGAAAACCAAUACUUGAUCUUUUUUAAAACUCUACACCUGUUUCUAAAGAUGCAUUCAAAUGAAAAUCUGGAAAUCUGAUUAUCCUACAAUCCGAAUAAAACGUUGAUUUUUCUCAGUCAGAAGCAAAACAAAGACAAACGAAUAUCCUUAAAGUGCCGCUCCCAUUAUCUUCUGAUCCCGGCGGUCUUUUCAUGACCAUGAGGCCGUUUUUCAUCCAAAGUCCUGAGUCAUAGUUUCUGCAGAGCGGCAGCAGUUCAGCAGAAAUCCGCGUCUCGAGUUGUGGAGCUUGUCGGCAUGUUUUCCACGUCACACUUUACGAGCUUUUUAGAACGGCAUUUUUCAUCUCAUUGUGAGAAAAAUGCCACAAAACAUGUUAAAAACACACUUUUUAUCGGAGUGGCUCUUUAAAUAAACACACAGUUCAAGUCCACACUUUAAAAAGAGUCUUUUCAAGCUGUAUUUUUUAUAGAACUUUACUGGGAAACAGAUGUCCAAAUGCAUCUGAGCAAUGUGAAUAAAGAUGGAUUUGUGAUACACAUA
Oryzias latipes (Japanese medaka) is the source of this 1672-nucleotide messenger RNA. RefSeq lists its product as uncharacterized. Lineage: Eukaryota; Metazoa; Chordata; Actinopteri; Beloniformes; Adrianichthyidae. The record is from RefSeq and is a predicted model, not a curated record.